This is a messenger RNA of Schistosoma spindalis, 3110 nucleotides long. NCBI's taxonomy places the organism in Eukaryota, Metazoa, Platyhelminthes, Trematoda, Strigeidida, Schistosomatidae. The record is from the annotation of a GenBank genome assembly.
UGAUGUUACAUAACUGCGGUACGUUCGAAGUUUGCGUUACGAUAACACUAUCUAAUAUAUAUUGAUUGUAUAUCGUUGAGUCCUAGUUUAUAACUCAUACAUAGCUUUAGAAUUCAUACUUUAAGCAAUAUGGGUCGACUGUCAAAAAAACGAGCACGGAAAAGUCCUAACUCUUCAGAUAUUAACAAUUCUGUUGUUACCUAUUCUUCUUGCUCCGCUACUCCUUUUGUAUCUGAUAAUGUUGGGACUGGUCUUACACCACACGUGCUGCUGGAUGACUGUGUUUCUAAUUUAGUAAUGAGUUCCACCUCAAGAUCAAAAAGGAUUGAUGAUAUGAAGAGUGAAUUAAACACUCUAUUUAAGCAACUAAGCGACAUGCGUUCUAAAGUCGAGUCACUUUCUAGCUCUUUAUCAAAGCAUGGUGAUCUUAAGCAAGAAAUAAAGACAAUAUCACCCUUAAAAGUGCUUUUGUCAAAAGACAUCGUUCCUGCGGAACUUGAUGACAUUAUGAAAGCAGAAUCUGUUAUCGAUUUUAUCGCUAGUGAAGUUACCAAGCGAAUAGUCUCUCGUAAUAACGUGAUUGUCUAUAAUAUACCUGACAAAGUCCCCAUUAAAACUGUAAGGAAUUCGAUAUUAAAAGCAUCUAACCUUCAAGACAGUCCAUGCCAAUGCAUCCGACUUACUAAGAAGCACCAGAAAUACUCGCGCCCGGUCUUGUUCAGGUUUAAUUCUCAUAUAUUAGCUGAACAGUUAAAAGAAUCUGAGCGGCUGAUAUGCGCGCUUACGAAGUUUAGAAACGCUCGCAUAGUCUCAGAUAAGACCACCAAUCAAAGACUUACACAAAAGCGUACCGUGAACGAAAAUAAAGAUGUUGAGAUCAUAAAAAAUCACGAUGCAUCAGCUGCUGGAUCCACUGAUACUGAUACCCUACCUCAUGUUCUCCAGUACUCUGAUCUGCCAACGAAGAGUGCUAACUUACCUAUUAUGCCUGUAGUGACAUCUGAUAAGCAAUGUACAUCUACUGAUUACACUAAUCCGAUAGUAUCCAAUUUACCAUUAGAAGCCCAUAAGCAAAUACCUAGUCCUAAUGCGAUAGCUCUUAAAAACACUGUCAAGAUUAAAAAGUCUAUGCCACGUAAGAAGAAUGUUUGUACAGAACCUUCUGGUUCUAGACCCAAUAAUAAAAGUAUUACGAUGGCCCUACUCAAUACAAAUAAGACUAUACUUCCCGACACCAUGCUUUACCCAACGCAUCGUAGGGGAGGAUAUAAGGGCAGACCUGGUUCAAAUGUCUCACAAGACGGCCACUUCAAUCAUUAUGUAAGUAGGCCUAAUACUGAACAGAUCACAGUAAACCAACGAGCCUCACGAGAACCCUCAAACGCUUUAAAUGAUAAACCUGUAAGACGUAACCUCUCUCAACACUUUCCCAUUAGGCAAGAUGGAUUACUAGGUUACCCAACAUCAAACUUUUUAAAUAAUAUACCAGUAACACGUAACUUUUCUCAGCACUUUCCGAUUGGGCAAGAUGGAUUACUGGGUUACUCACCAUCAACCCAACCUUCUCUUAACUGUCCGCCUAGUUAAGUUCAACAAAUUAAUCCGCUUUAUCAAAAUAAUGAUAUCUAGUCUUAGUGCUAUAUCUGGACAUUUCUAAGGCCUUUGACAUGGUUAACCACCAACUUCUUAUAGGCAAACUUGCAUCUUAUGGGGUUCAAAAUCCUUUGCUAGAUUGGAUUCAUUCAUUUCUCAGCAAUCGACAUCAAAUAGUUAAAAUUAACUCUUCAUUGUCUAACGCUGUCCCCGUUAGAAGUGGUGUAAUACAAGGUAGUGUCUUAGGCCCUUUGCUCUAUUUAGUGUUUAUCAAUGACCUUUGUGAAAAUUUUUGUGUAGGUAAGCCCCUUCUAUAUGCAGAUGAUCUUAAACUAGUAUAUUCAUUUUCUCCACAUGAGCUGGAAAAUAUGCAAACUUGCAUUAACUUGGAGCUUAACAAGGUAGCACAGUGGUGCUUAAAAUGGCAACUGGAACUUAAUACGGCUAAAUGUGGAUGGAUAUGCUUCGGCGAUACAUCACUUAACCUAGACCUUACCAUAAAUGGAGAAAUGUUAUCUAGGUUACAUACAGUAGUAGACUUCGGACUUAGAUACUCCCAAGACUUAUCGCUUACAGAACAGAUAUCGAAACAGACCUCCAAGUCACAACGACUAUUAGGUUACAUAAUUCGAAACCUUCAUAACAAUGAAUCACGAAUUUUAAUGUACAAAGUUUGUGUUCAAACUAAAUCUUAUUUUUUUCUUCAAACUACUUAAUAAAUUAUCCUUUACAUCCAAUCAUGCAAUUCAAUACGCAGAAACUCCUCAUUAUGAAACCCGUAAUUCCUUGGCACUUGUGAAACAAACUUAUUCUAAAUCAUCUUUUUAUAUGAAUUACUUUGCCUGUAAGUUUUCUAGACUCUGGAAUAACCUACCAGAACAUAUCCGUACGAUAAAAUCACUCCCAUUAUUUGUACGUUGCAUCGAUGCAUAUUGCUCCUCCGAAAAUGCAUUGAAUGCUCUAGCACCCGCAAGUGUAUCUCACUCCACAAGUGUUAUUAUAGGAAGUUUAAAUGUUUAGGCAUUUUUAUUAGUGCAUUCUCUGGAUAAAACCACCAACUUGCUGUCACUUUAUGUUAAUACCGUCCCCAGCUAGUUUAACUAAUUUGAAUAUCAUCCACAGUAUAUCACUGUGUCACAUGACAUACGCAUUUUGAUAGAUCUGAUUGACAUAUUUCGGUAAUUACUGCUUUGUUGUUCCGUGCUCUCUGUUUUCGUUUUAAUUUCUCUAGUUGUAGAUAUUUAUCAUUAAAUCGAUCUGGCACACGAAAUGACCUUAAUUACACCGUUCAUAAAUCAACAGGCUGUCCAGUUAAGAAAUAUUACAUGUUCCCGGCUGACGCAUUGGAUCACUGUAAUACCUAAACAUUUACUGAACUAGUAAACUUAAAACUCAUAUCACAUGUUUGUUCUGUACAUAUAAUGAUAUUAUUUAUAUCAAAUUGAUCAUGCCUGUAAACUGACGUGAAUUCUGUAAUUAUCAUUUUUUCAGAAUAUAAAUUAUUAUUAUUAUUAUUA